Molecule: messenger RNA, 3417 nt
Organism: Anguilla anguilla (European eel)
Lineage: Eukaryota; Metazoa; Chordata; Actinopteri; Anguilliformes; Anguillidae
Gene: casp10
Product: caspase 10, apoptosis-related cysteine peptidase
Exons: 13
Coding region: 92-1948 (618 amino acids)
Biological process (GO): negative regulation of extrinsic apoptotic signaling pathway via death domain receptors; proteolysis
Molecular function (GO): cysteine-type endopeptidase activity; protein binding
Source: RefSeq, a predicted model, not a curated record
GAAUGUGCUGGUUUUAGUUUUAACUGUUCGAUCAGGACGCCAGCUCUCGCUGUUGCUGUUGCUGGUAGCCUCGUUGGCGAGGUGGGCAUACAUGGCUAGUGAACAGGCGGAGGGCAAAAUCUACGGGAGUGGGGAUAUGGAGUCAUUUGAAUCCCGCACAAAUGAACAGACGCCGCCGAUGGACUUCCAACAGACUCUGCUGAAAGUCGAGCAAUCUUUAAACCGGGAGGAUUUGCAGGCGUUGGUUUUUCUUUGCGCGGACCUCCUGGAAAAAGAUGCGCGCUCUAUCUCUAACGGGCGAGAUCUUUUCACUCAGUUGCAAGAACUUGAUCUUCUUACCCCAGAGGAGCCAUCCCUUCUCGCAGAGCUGCUUCGCAUGUCCAAACGCAACGGGCUGCUCCGGCAGCUGGGUCUCAGUGACCUUCCACCGAAAGGACUUGUUUCCCCCUAUAGAAAGCUGCUGUUCGAUUUGUCAGAGAACAUAACUGCAGAAGAUUUGAAGAGCAUCAAGUUCCUGCUGUACAACACUCUACCCCGGAAAAAACUGGACGAUGACAUAACCAUGCUAAGUCUGCUUCUGGAAAUGGAAAAGGAAGAUUUCUUGAGCAAAACAAACCUGGAAACACUAGAACACAUAAUUGGGCAAGUCCGCCCCAGCUUAAGAAAAAAGGUCAUCCAGUUUAAGGAAGAAAAUGGUCCAGUUAUCCAGGAGACAGGAAUUCCAUAUGCGAGUGCAAGACUGGCUCAGCCUGUGGAGUUUCCAUCCUAUAUUGGUGACCAGAUGCAGCCCAGUCAGGGUGCUUCUUCAUAUGAAAGACCUGCCAGCUUCGGAUGUGUUCAGGAGCAUGAAGAUCAGUACGGGCUUGGGGGAGAGGAGUUAGUGCCCCCCUCUCGCUUUUACAUCGCACAGCCACAGGGCGACAUAGCUCAGGAGGAACCCUGUGCUCUGCCCUCACACCUCUCCUCCAUUUUGCCUGCAUCUCUAGACACUCCGGAUGCCAGGAGGGAGGGGCUGUCGCUCAGUCAGUUUAGCAGCAGUGGGACAACUGGCUCCACUUUCUCCUCAGUGCAAAGCCACAAUGUUUCUUUCACCUCUUCAUGUGAGGAGAAGAACCUGAGUGCUGCAGAGCCUUAUCCUGGAAGAAGACAGGAAAUAGAGGCAUAUGCGAUGGAGGAGGACAGGUCAAGAGGAGUCUGCUUGAUUAUAAACAACUAUGACUUUUCACAAAGCAAAUUGAAAGACCGCGAGGGAACAGACGUAGAUGAGACGUGCUUGGUGGAAGUAUUUCAGUGGCUGGGCUUCGAGACGCGAACCAAACGAGACUGCGACCAGCAGCGCAUGCGCACGUUGCUGGCCCAGCUCAGCCAGGAGGACCACAGCCGCAGGGACUGCGUGGUCUGCUGCGUGCUGAGCCACGGCGAGCAGGGCGUGGUGUACGGGGUGGACGGGCGCGCGCUGUCACUCAGAGAGCUCACGGAGCCCUUCUCCGGCACCCGCUGCGCCACUCUGAGGGAGAAGCCCAAGCUGUUCUUCAUCCAGGCGUGCCAGGGUAGGAAGGAACAGCUGGCGGUGCCCGUCGAGUCCAACUGCCUCCGCUUCGCCCAGAUGGACCUCGCCACCGACGCGGCCGUGCCGCGGAACUCCAUCCCCGACGACGCCGACUUCCUGCUGGGCAUGGCCACCGUGCCAGAUUACGCCUCCUUCAGAAACAAGAAGGAGGGAACCUGGUUCAUCCAGUCUCUGUGCGAGAAUCUUGUGCAGCUGGUUCCCGGUGGGCACGACUUGCUCUCCAUCCUGACCAAGGUCAACCAUCACGUCAGCGGAAUGGCGGACGGAUCCGGCACCAGGAAACAGAUGCCCCAGCCCGCCUACUCCCUUCGGAAGAGGGUCGUCUUCCCAGUGCCACGGCAACCAGCACCCACACUAAAGCUGGGAACCACAGCAUGAGCCAGACCACACCACUAAAGGAGUACCAUGUGUCCCCAUAAACCACCCUUACACUAGUUAUUCCGUUCAGUAGCUUUAUAUUAUAAAUGUUUUAUCAUUGGAGUAUUUUUAUAUCUUUAUUUUAAAAUGAGAUGGAAAUAUUUUCUGAUAAAAAUGCUAUUUAAAGCAUUCUUAAUUAUGUAUUUUCUAAUUAGCAUUAUAAAAAUUUGAUUUAUAUUAUACUUCACAGAUUUAUAUUUAUACAUUUUAUAUUUGUGGAAUUAUGUCCUAGGGCCUCAUUUAUAGUUUCUAUUGUUCCACUGGGUUUUUAGCUUUACUUGUUGAUGAUUGUGUCUUGCUAUUGGAACAGGGCAAACAGAGCACUCUUAACCAAGGUAUAUGAUCAUAAAUGUGAUUAGAAUAUUCUUAACUGAACAUUAUAAUGCUGAUGUAACAAUCACUACUGGGGCCUUAUUUAUAAAACGGAUUUACGAUCAAUUUAGAUCUUAAGUAUGACUUCCGUAGAAAACCACAUAUAAGUAGUUAUUUAUAAAACCUUACUUCGACGUGGAAAUGAUCUUAUCUCUACGCAAAGUCUAGACUUGACGUAAGUGAUUUUCCUGCUGGUUAUAUAGGGGUAUUGCAUUUUGGGACGCAUACACGUCCAAGCCUGUGGUGAACUUUGCAUUAGCUUCAUGAACAAUUUGAUAGGAAUUAUCAAUUAAAGGUGUGAGGAAUUAAUUGCCAGACGCAUGGUGUUUUGAAUUAAAAACAGGAUGCGAUGUGCUAUAAAUAGUGUGUCAAAUUAGAAAAAAGUAACCAUGGCUGUUCUUGCAUUAUUGGAAGACAUUGAAAACCGUGCUUUUGGAAGGAGUUUUCAGAGACCGGAAUGACUUUUUUGCGCAUGAUCUUCCAAAAAGUUUGCUUUUCUCUUUUGGUCCAUGGUUAUUCCUGACUAAACCCUCAUUUGUGCUAGCAUUAUAAGGGGAAAUCACUGAUUGUAAGGCACGCUCAGAUGCCGUCAAUUUUAUUUUAAUUUGAGAUUUAUAGAUCACAGGUGCGCAAGUUACAAAUGGGCUUCUUGGAACCUGUGUAAGCAAGGUUUUUUAUGCUCAGUAUUUUUUAUGAAUCGAACGUAAGCAGACCGUCGGAAAUGAUCUUAAGACUAAGUUCAAGUAUAAAUCUAAGAACAUUUUUAUAAGUGAGGCCCCUGAAAUCAAUUAAGUCUUUUUAGAUUUAAUGAAUGUUCUGUCCAAUUAAUGUUAUUUCCACAAACACCCCACAGUGCCUCCCUACAGUAUCCUCUACUUUUACUCGGGUCAUACCUGAAAUGUGUAGCAAAACGUUGCAGUCCGAAGCCUGAAAUGUUUGUCCUUUAAAUUUGGACUCUUUGUUCUUCUGAAUGUGAACCUAUUCAGUGCCUGUUAUUUAUCCACUUAUGUGAUCAUUAAUAAAAAUGUCAUUAAUAAAAAUCUGUAUGUCGAGAUAAA